Messenger RNA from Siniperca chuatsi (mandarin fish), 3773 nucleotides. RefSeq names its product Rap guanine nucleotide exchange factor (GEF) 3 (gene rapgef3). Gene Ontology annotation, biological process: positive regulation of GTPase activity; Ras protein signal transduction. Bases 390 to 3101 code for a protein of 903 amino acids. Gene Ontology annotation, molecular function: guanyl-nucleotide exchange factor activity. Gene Ontology annotation, cellular component: plasma membrane. The record is from RefSeq and is a predicted model, not a curated record. The transcript has 26 exons. Lineage: Eukaryota; Metazoa; Chordata; Actinopteri; Centrarchiformes; Sinipercidae.
GCGGUUAAAAAAAUGCCAGAGGGGCCGUCUUGUCUGAUCACUCCGGGUACUUCCUUGCCAAAGCCGAAGAGCGCACACACGCAACUUAGCAGUGCGCCUGUGCUGCGACGGAUGGCUGAACAUUACACACUCCGUCCUCACUGAGGCGGACACGUUUAGAGAGGUAAACGUGGAUUUGGAUGCGGGGACGACAUACAAAAUCCUGCCUGGAUUUGGGGGGACAAAAUGCGGAGUCCUGAGCUGACACUGUCGCCGUGUUGUGUCGUGGCUGUACAGUAACGAGCGGGUGACGGGUCGAUCUACUGUGAAUAAUGCCUGGAGGUGCUGAGUCCGUGUGCAGAUCUUCUGACCGGGAAAGUUGUUUGUCGGUUGUUUUGAUCUGAGACAAGAUGCAUCUAUUUCGGAGUCACAAUUAUCGAGUGUUCCCGGACCGCUACUCAGUGGAAACCCCGACCAUACGAGGCAUCAGCUGGACUCCGCUGCCAGAGGCCCUGGAUUCAAAGGACACUAUGAAGCAGUUUCUUUCAGAUCGUGUCGUGAAGGCAGCGAGAUCAGUGUAUAGCGUUAUGAUCGAGAGGAACCCUGGUCUGAUCCGAGAUAGAAAGUAUCACCUCAAAACAUACAGACAAUGUUGCUCUGGUAAGGAACUUGUUGAUUGGCUGAUGAAACAAAAUGAAUGCCUGCAAUCAAGAAGCCAGGCAGUUGGAAUGUGGCAGGUCUUGGUGGAUGAAGGAAUCCUUGUUCAUGUGAAACAUGAGUUGAACUUCCAUGACAAGGACACCCAGUUCUACCGCUUCCAGGACUCUGAGUGUGGCCUAAACCACGUAACAAAUGACAAGGACUUGGAGGAUGAGCUGCAGGAGGGUCUGUCGUUGCUGUCUCAGCUGGGCCCCGAUGCUCUGCUCACUAUGAUUCUACGCAAAUGCCCCAGUCAGAGGAGUGCUGAGGACCUGGAGGUCAUCUAUGAGGAGCUGCUCCAUGUCAAGGCUGCAGCUCAUCUCUCCACCUCUGUGCGUAAGGAGCUGGCAGCGGUGCUGGUCUUUGAAUCACAUGCCAAGGCCGGAACAGUCUUGUUCAAUCAGGGGGACAAAGGUACUUCUUGGUACAUCAUCUGGAAAGGCUCUGUAAAUGUGAUCACACAUGGGAAGGGCCUGGUAACUACACUACAUGAGGGUGAGGACUUUGGGCAGCUAGCUCUGCUGAAUGAUGCACCUCGUGCUGCCACCAUCAUCUUGAGAGAAGACAACUGCCAUUUCCUUCGUGUUGAUAAACAGGACUUUAUACGCAUCCUCAAGGAUGUUGAAGCUAAUACAGUGCGACUUGAAGAGCAUGGGAAAACUGUGCUGGUGCUGGAGAAGAGCACCGACUUGGCCGAGCAGGGAGGAGCAGGAAGCAAUAGCAAGUACACUGUGAUGUCAGGCACACCUGAGAAAAUCCUGGAACACCUAUUGGAAACAGUAAAGUUGGACUCUAAUGGAAAUGAUGCUAUAGAUCCCUGUGUGAGCGACUUUCUGCUCACCCACAAAGUCUUCAUGCCCUCCAGCCAGCUGUGUCCCUCACUACAGCACCACUAUCAGGCGGAGCUCUCUGAGGGUUCAGAUCAGGAGAAGGCUGCCUACAUUCUCAACACCAAGCAGAAGGUAGUGAAGUUGAUUGGCCAGUGGGUGGCGUUGUAUGGCCUUCUGCUGAAAGAAGACCCUAUUGCUUUGGACUUUCUGGAGAGGAUGAAGAAGGAGGUGGCAGGUGACUUUCGUCUGUCCAGCAUGCUGAAAGAACAAUUUAGGGAAAGGAGGAGAACAAAAGUAUUGGAGAAUGGAUUUCAGUCACUGAGCAGGAACCAGCAAUUUGAUUGGUUUUCAAACUGUGAGGAGGCAGUGGGGAGGUUACAACCAAUCAGAGCACAAGAUAAAGUGCUUUAUGAAAUCUACAAGCCAGACAACAAACCUCUCACUCUGAUGCUCCCAGUGAACACAUCUGUACAGGAUGUGAUGUCAGCAAUAGUCAAACCUGGUGGAGAUCACAUCCUGGUCAAAAUGAACUCCACGGGAGAAAGAGCUCAGAUAAAGCUGGAUGCUUCUGCAGUCUACACAGCCCUGGGACUCAACGAGAGACUGUUCAUCUGCACAAGCAGCCAAGUGGAACAACUGAUGCCCCUGAAGGAGCAGCAGGGUCCAGAGCGAGGAACAACUGACAUCCUCGAACAGAUGGGCUCUAAAGACAUCGCCAAUGAACUAGCCAAUUAUGACUGGGAACUGUUCACUGCCAUGCAUGAGGUGGAGCUUGUCUACUACAUAUUCGGCCGUCAUAAAUUCCCAGGCGCCAUAACAGCUAACCUGGAGCGGUUUGUGCGUCGCUUCAAUGAGGUGCAGUACUGGGUGGUGACUGAGCUGUGCCUCUGUGAAGACCUGGUGAAACGAGCCAUUCUGCUCAAGAAGUUCAUAAAGAUUGCUGCAGUAUUAAAGGAGCAGAAGAAUCUCAAUUCAUUCUUCGCUGUGAUGUUCGGUUUGAGCAACAGUGCAGUACACAGGCUUUACAAGACCUGGGAGAGAAUCCCCAGCAAGACAAAAAGAAUUUACUGUGCUUAUGAGAGGUUAAUGGAUCCCUCACGCAACCACAGGUCCUACAGACUGGCUGUGGCCAAGCUCAGUCCUCCCUACAUCCCCUUCAUGCCUCUGCUGCUCAAAGACAUGACAUUCAUCAAUGAGGGAAAUCCAAGCUAUGUAGACAAAUUGGUCAAUUUUGAGAAAAUGGUAAAACAAAAAUAUGUUUUUGUAACGUUGCUCGGCUCGAUUAUUUUCCUCACAUCUCGUCCUCAGUGUGAGAUUAACUUAAAAAGUUUCCUUUUCCUCCCAUUCUCACAGCGCAUGAUUGCCAAGACAGUCAAAAUCGUACGAGGAUGCAGAAGCCAGCCUUAUGUGCCAUCAUCUCCUCAGAGGGGCUUGGCAGAUCGGAUGUUUCUGGAAGGGCCUGCUACUCGCAUAUCUACAUACUCAGACCACGGCCUCCCUCUGCCCAGCAACAUCCGACACUACAUUCAGAACCUGAAGGUGAUCGACAACCAGCACAAGCUAACACAGCUAUCGAGAACAAUAGAAUGCUAGGACAUCAAUCUGCAAAUGUACAGAGACUGUAAAACUGUAGCACAAAUCUGAACCAGAGAACUGAUUGUAGCUGGAUGAACAAAACCUCCACACUCGCCUAAAUAAGAUGGACCUCUGGAGGUGUUGAGUGCUGUGGAUAUUCAUUCCAAUUCAAGGAGCUUGGACAUUGAUGGAUAAGCUUUCUGCACAACACAGCAUCAAGAGUGAAAAUGUGCAGUGUGCACAGUAACGACCUCUAAUGCUGAACCAUAGAAUCCAAUUCUGUGUCCAUGGGACUUGUGGGACACCUUUUAUCCAAAAAGCCUUACAACAUGCCGGUGUAUACAUCUUGGUGUGUGUGCCACAAUGGAAACUGAUCCCCUCAGAAGGGCAAUGUUACAACAUGUACAGUUAAGCAAAGUAUGUCUCUCUUUGGUGUCAAAAGUCAUUUAGGUGACAUUUUGUAAACUGCUGUCUGUAAAAUAAUCACUCUUGUGGUUCCACAAAAGGGCCGUAGGAACACAUACCACAAAUAUUUGCCAUAGCUCAUCACUUUAGGUCAGUUUUUUGUGCACUUGUAUUUUCACAUUAAAGCUAAUAUAUUGUAUCAGAUCAUUUUCUGGCAGUGAGGCCAGUAACUGACAUGCAUAUAAUUUCAUACAAUGUUGUUUUCUAAAUAAAUUAUUUUCUCAA